AUGAAACUUGCCAAAAAACUCAUUUACUCUUCACUUUUCUUAGGUUUAAUUCUAUUACUUUAGAACUUCGAAGCAUCAGAAUCCAAAUUAGAUGUCAAAACAUAAAAAGAAGAGAUUUGUACAGACGGUAAAUAACAAAUAUUAUAAAACUAGAUCUUGAAGUAACUGAAUCAGAAAGAGAUAGUGCAUAAUAAAUACUUGAUAAUCUAUAUGACACUAAUAUAAGAAGCGAUGUUACAACAGCUGUUAAUGAUCAAAGUGCAGGGAUUGAUUUGAUUUUGAAUCUCUUAAGAUAUAUAAUCCCUUGGGCUAUCUUUUUGAUCAUAUCUAUAUUUGGUUGGAUUUUCUAUUGUUGCUAUUGUUGUUGUGAUAAGUAAGACAAUAAUUAAUAUUAAUAGAAAAUGCCCACCAUCAAAAUGUUGUAAAAGAGACUAUGAAUUCAAUAAGUUAUCCAAAAUGGAGCUUUAUGUUCCAGUAGGAUUUGCUCUUAUAUUAAAUUUAUUGCUUUUCGCAGCAUCAAUAGCAGGAUUAGCAUAUUCUGGUGACGUAGAAAGAGGAAUGAAAGCUGCUCGUUGUUCCUUGGUAUCAUUGUUCUAUGAUAUCGUUUAUGGAAAUUCAGGAGCAUUUCCAGGUUUAGCUGGUCUUGCAGAUAACAUUGAUUCUAUAAAUUAAGAGAUUUCAGACUUUUAAAAAUAACUAAAAGUUGUAUUUGGUAGCAAGACUUCAAAAACCAUAAGCCAAAAAAAGAAUGAUGUGAUCACAGCCAAUAAUAAGUAAAAAUAUUAAUUUAUAAUAUUUCUUAGCAUGAAAAGAGGAGCCUCCAAUGCAGCAGUACCAGUUUUAGAUGGUGGAGCUGAGAGUUAUUUAUCCUCAUAAAACUUUGUAAUUAUUAUAUUCUAUUUGUUAGCUUGACUAUAUUUUGAUGUCAUCUACUGAUUCAUCUUCCUCUACCUAUACUUCAAAUUACAACAAUUUACAAUCAAUUUAUAAAGAUCAUUUAAAAUGCACACCUUAGCCAGAGGCUUUUGCUUCUUAUUAUGAUGGAAUGGUUAAAACAGCAGAAGAAUUAGAAACUUAUGCUACUGAUAUCUCAGGAGAUGCUUUUGAUACUAGCACAUUAGAGAGUGGAAGUAGUACAAUUGAUGGAUUUAUUUCUGAUAUUAAUGAUGCCAGCACAACUCUUUAUGACAAUACUAAAGUAUUAGAUGAUGCUGGAACAUAUGCAACUUUAGCUCUUAAUGUAUUAUUUGGUGUAGGAUUGGGUCUAAGUAUAGUAUCAAUUUGCUCUAUCAUUUUGAUUGUUUUAUUGAAAAUCUAUAAAGUAAGAGGAUUAUUACACUUUACUUGGUGUAUCUAUGUCAUUUUGAUGAUAUUAUGUUUCUUAUUAGCUCUCCUUUUACAUCCAUCCUCUGUCAUCUUUGCUGAAGUAUGUUAUUAUCUCGAUUCAUUUGUCAAUGACUAUGAAUUUUAUUAACAAACAUAAUUCAUUGAUGCAGGAGAAACUAAAGAUAUUAUAUCUUCCUGUUUCUUCCCUGGUUCAGCAGAGAGUCUAUUUGAAGUCAUGAAUUUAGCUUCAGCUACUGAUCCUUUAGUAGGAUUUAAAUAACAAAUCCUUGAUUUCCAAACAUAAUACUCUUCAUUUGAUGGUCAAAAAAAAGAUUUUAAUGACAAAUUAAAUAAUAAUCUCUUAGCCGUUUAAAAUUGUAAAGAUGGAACUGUCUUUGAUGUAAAACCAGCUGACUAUGUUCCACUAAAAGCAGCUUUUGAUAAAUUCAAUAAUUUCAAAUCAAAUUCUGGUUGUGUUGAAUUGGCAGUUAGUAAAUGUGCUGAUGGAUUAUUACCUAUGAGAUCUGCUUCAGAUACUGGAUCAACAUUUAGUUAGAAAUGUUGGCAUCCUGCCUAUUUAGCAUCAUCAACACCAUCUUGUGCUGAUUAGAGUGGUUUAGCUGAAACUGCUGUAUUGAAAAGUCAAUAUAAUAAAUAAUCUUCAAUGUGGUCAUCUCCAACAUCAAAAGAAUAAAAUAUUUUAACUUUAAAUGCAGAUGUAUCUAAGACAUUCGAAGAUUAUAUGAAUAAGAUUAAUGAUUUUAUUAGUGAUGCUGACACUAUUAUGGGGCACUUAGAGGCUUUAUUAAAUGGAGUUGAUUGUUCAUUUUUGAAGGUAAGAAUUUAUUUAUAAUUUUAUAGGAAUCAUUCAAUAAUGUAUUAGAUGGUCUAUGUGUUGUGUUUAUUCCAGGAAUAUCCAGAACAACUAUUUUAAUAAUUAUAAUAGGUGUUUCUAUGUUUUUUGGUUCUUUGGCAAACUGUUGUGUUGGAUUGAGAGCAUAUAGAAUUUCAAAUUAUGGUUUCAAAGAUGGAGAUGGUUCAGGCUCUAAAAUAGCACCCAAAGAUCCAGAAACUUAAGGAAUGACAGUCUAGUGAU
This is a messenger RNA of Paramecium pentaurelia, 2422 nucleotides long. Lineage: Eukaryota; Ciliophora; Oligohymenophorea; Peniculida; Parameciidae. The record is from the annotation of a GenBank genome assembly.